AUGGCAUAUCCAACUUAUGUACGCUCAUACCUACCUAUAAAUAGCCUUCCAUUUUAUGAUGAUGACUCACACACAAAUUUGGUGCUGGAAAUGAGAUAUAUAGAUGUGCUGUUGAGGAAUGAGAGGGCAAAACUCCUUUUUGGCAAGAGAAGUAGAGGGAUUGAAAAUGCAUGCUUCUGCUAUUUUCUAUCUUCUGCUGAUUAG
Messenger RNA from Sphenostylis stenocarpa, 204 nucleotides. The record is from the annotation of a GenBank genome assembly. Lineage: Eukaryota; Viridiplantae; Streptophyta; Magnoliopsida; Fabales; Fabaceae.